Laccaria bicolor S238N-H82 is the source of this 1038-nucleotide messenger RNA. RefSeq lists its product as uncharacterized. The record is from RefSeq and is a predicted model, not a curated record. Lineage: Eukaryota; Fungi; Basidiomycota; Agaricomycetes; Agaricales; Hydnangiaceae. The transcript is spliced from 6 exons. The coding region runs from base 1 to 1038 and encodes 345 amino acids.
AUGUGUGGAGACUCUUUUACUGCUGCAGAUGAAAAACAAGUUAAAGCUAGCACUCAGUUCUUUUCUGAUACUGGACUCAUGGCUCUUCUCUGUGAACAUGAUCGUGUCUUAUGGCUGGUAAACAUGACUUCUGCAGGAGAGAAGCAACACUAUGCUCUGGUUCUUUUAGAACAUUUGUUCAACCAUUUACCCUCGACUGCUAGAGUGGCGGAAAUUCUGUGGAACCUUUUUGAGCAAAACUUUCGUUUGGAGCUUCGUAUGGUCGACCAGCAAGUUUUACCGGCAAAUUGGGCCUCGCAGGAAUUGGCGGCAGUUCGAGAUGAGUUGGUUUGGAGGACUUUCCCUGAGGACGAUGAUGGAUAUAUUGUUGGGAGAUUGCCAGAGACCAAUGUGGGACUCGUCACAGAGAACUGGAGGGAUCGGGCAAGGAAAGUUUUGGGGUCAGAUAAGAGUGCCUUGUCUGUGAUCGACAUUCUGCUUUCUUCCCCCUUCUUUGUGUGUCCUUCACUCAGCCAAGUCAUCAUGUCAAUGUACAAGAAAAAACCAGCUAAGUCUUUGCCACCAGAAAAUGCUGGCCUUUUUCCUGUAAACACUGCACCCAAAUCCUUGAAGGCCCAUAAAGCUGUUAAAGGAAAUCUGUACACACCAGCUGGACAUUUUGUCCAGCCCUUUAAGCCUGGGGUUUCCAAGAAAGCAGACCCUUUUCAGCCACUGGCAACAACUCUUACCUUUGAAAAUGAAGGUGAUACUGUCCAGUUACCAGGCAAAAAGCAGAAACAAUUUCAGCAUUGGGAAACUGAGGUUUUUCCCAGUCUAAUGGAGCCAUAUGUCAAACUUCUCCAUGAAACGGACUCUUUGCAAGAUAUGGUGCAAUUUGUAAAUGAGCUGUUUGUAAAUGCAGCUCCAAAUACUACAGCUUGGUGUGAAACCUUGGAGACCUUUCUUGGAAACAGAAGAUACAAGUUAACAACUCGGUUUGUGUCGUCGUUUUGGAAGUGCUAUGCAGUGAUAAGGAUGUUGGAAUGGAACAAGGUUUGA